CGACUGUAUAUAUCGGUAUCGGUUGAUAUCGGCAAUUAAGAUUUGGACAAUAUCGGAAUAUUGGCAAAAACAGCCAUUUCCGGACAUCCCUACAAAAUAUAUAAUAAUUCAAAUUUGGAGCACAGCAUCAUAGUUUUUACAGAUUUUUGGUUGUUAGAGGUAGAACGCGUUUUAAAGUAAAGUUGUAAUUAUUUUUUAAAGGCACAAAAAACAGAUCGGGUAAUGAGAAACUAAACUUACAUUUAUGAAUAUAAAACUUAGCCAAUAGUAUAAUGAGGUUGCAAAGAUUAAAAUUAAAACCCUGCGUAAAUCCAAAUAGGACAUAUUUAAAACAAAGCACACAUUUGUCAUGAAUAUUGUCCAGGAAUUCCUCCAUACUUCUAUGUAUCGCUUCGUAGUUAGUACCGCCCACUUCCCUAUUUUACCAGGAAGUAGUUGUGUUUGCUAGGAUGACGUCACAAGGACCAGCUCUAUUCGAGACUGCAGUGGAAGCCGCUAACGUCAAAAAGUACAUUUACCUCUCCGACCAGCACUGUGACCAACAUCUUCGACAGCUGGCAGUCCCAGCCUGAGCAGGAGGAUGAGGCCGAUACCUCCAUGACCACUUUAGCCAUCGCUGUGCGCGGCCUCCUGUUGGCCUUCACAUCUAUGAAGCAAGCCGCCAUCUUGGACCUACGCUUCCACCCCAAAUGGCGGCCGAUCGCUGCGGUCUCCCUGCUGGCCUUAGCGCUCAUGUUGUACCUGCACUGGACAGUGGGGGGCGCAGACGCACCUGUGGACUCUCUGCAGCUGUAUCGCAGCGACGUGUUGGGAAACAUGGACGCACGCGCCCGCCGCCGCCACAGGAGGGUGAAAACUUACAAUGACACCUACCCUCUGAGUCGGCCUGUCAAGACCAAGGACGGCGUCAGGUACUGCAUCGGGGUCAUCGCAGACCUGGACACGGCCUCACGCAGCACCAAGGACCAGACCUGGUUCAGCUACAUGAAAAGAGGUCAUGUGACCGUCUCACUCGGUGCUGACAGGCUGGAAGUGGAGUGGGAAGAUCACAUGAUCACACUGGAGACUCACCUGGCUGAGAAAGGACGAGGCAUGGAACUGUCUGAGCUGGUGGCCUUCAAUGGUCACCUGUACAGUGUGGAUGACCGCACAGGUGUGGUGUACAGGAUCGAGGGCAGGCAGGCAGUGCCCUGGGUCAUACUUCCUGACGGGGACGGCUCUGUUUCUAAAGGCUUUAAAGCGGAGUGGCUGGCAGUGAAAGACGAGUGUCUAUAUGUUGGCGGUCUUGGAAAGGAGUGGACCACAGCUACUGGAGAGGUCGUCAAUAACCACCCAGAGUGGGUGAAGGUUGUGGGUUACCAUGGCGACAUCGAGCACGAAAACUGGGUGCCACACUACGACGCCCUGCGGAACGCCGCGGGCAUCAAUCCACCAGGAUAUUUGAUCCAUGAAUCAGCGGCGUGGAGCGAGCGUCUCCAGCGGUGGUUCUUCCUCCCUCGCCGUGCCAGUCACGAGCGCUACGAGGAGACGGCGGACGAGCAGCGUGCGACCAACCUCCUGCUGUCCAGCAGGGCGGACUUCAGCGACAUCACCUCGCGACACAUCGGCCCUUUGAACCCCACACGCGGGUUUUCCUCCUUUAAAUUUGUUCCCCACACGGACGACCAGAUUAUUUUGGCCCUCAAGUCGGAAGAAGACGGCGGCACCAUCGCCUCCUACAUGAUGGCGUUCACGCUCGACGGCCGCGUCCUGAUGCCGGAGACCAAGAUCGGAGAUGUGAAGUAUGAAGGACUGGAGUUUAUUUGACAAACACUGUACUGUAAUAAUUAAUCAUGGAUAUUAAUUAGCAACCUCCAGUCUGUAGAGAAAAAACUAUAUGAAAAUAGUCUUUUUUUAAUCAAAAUUUAUUUUAUUUUGUAUUAACUUAUAUUUAUACUGACGAGUAUUCCCAAACUGUACAUUACUGACUUAUCUAAAGAUAGAUAAUAUAUUUUUAACUGAAUAAAUUAAUCCCCCAUGAUGAAUGUCAAUUUCUUCCCCCCAUUAGCAAAUAUAUCAAUAAAACAUUAAUUUAUUAAUGUC
Entelurus aequoreus (snake pipefish) is the source of this 2082-nucleotide messenger RNA. RefSeq names its product soluble calcium-activated nucleotidase 1-like. Lineage: Eukaryota; Metazoa; Chordata; Actinopteri; Syngnathiformes; Syngnathidae. The record is from RefSeq and is a predicted model, not a curated record. The coding region runs from base 598 to 1806 and encodes 402 amino acids. Gene Ontology annotation, biological process: proteoglycan biosynthetic process. Gene Ontology annotation, molecular function: GDP phosphatase activity; UDP phosphatase activity; calcium ion binding. The transcript has 5 exons.